Otolemur garnettii (small-eared galago) is the source of this 5040-nucleotide messenger RNA. It is a transcript of the gene NUP160, whose product is annotated as nucleoporin 160. Bases 29 to 4183 code for a protein of 1384 amino acids. Gene Ontology annotation, molecular function: structural constituent of nuclear pore. NCBI's taxonomy places the organism in Eukaryota, Metazoa, Chordata, Mammalia, Primates, Galagidae. The transcript is spliced from 36 exons. The record is from RefSeq and is a predicted model, not a curated record. Gene Ontology annotation, cellular component: nuclear pore.
CGUCGGGCAUCGCGGCGGCGGCGGGAAGAUGGCGGCGGCGGGAUCCCUGGAACGGAGCUUCGUGGAGCUGUGCGGAGCCGAACGCGAACGGCCGAGACACUUUCGGGAAUUCACAGUCAGCGGCGAUGGGACUGCAAGCGCUGUGACUGGCGCUGUGAAAUACAGUGAGAGCGCGGGAGGCUUCUACUAUGGGGAAAGUGGCAAGUUGUUCUCCGUUACCAGAAACAGGUUCAUUCAUUGGAAGACCUCUGGAGAUACAUUGGAGCUGGUAGAAGAAUCACUGGACAUAAAUCUGUUGAAUAAUGCAGUUCGCCUAAAAUUUCAAAAUUGCAGUGUCUUACCUGGAGGGGUUUAUAUCUCUGAGACUCAGAAUCAUGUGAUAAUAUUAAUAUUGACCAAUCAAACAGUGCACAGGUUACUUCUACCACACCCUUCCCGGAUGUAUAGGAGUGAGUUGGUAAUUGAAAGUCAGAUGCAGUCAAUAUUCACUGACAUUGGAAGAGUUGAUUUCAGGGAUCCGUGCAACUAUCAUUUAAUUCCAGCAGUUCCUGGAAUAUCCCCUAAUUCCACCACCUCAGCAGCCUGGCUUAGCAGUGAUGGGGAGGCUCUCUUUGCUCUGCCAUCUGCUUCUGGGGCCAUCUUCAUUCUUAAACUACCUCCUUAUGACUUACCUGUGAGCCACGGGCGCUGCCCCAACAGGGGUGAACAGGGGACUUCAGAUCGUCCCCUCAGUCUUGCUGUUCACUGUGUCGAGCAUGAUGCCUUUAUCUUUGCUCUGUGUCAGGACCAUAAGCUACGAAUGUGGUCUUUCAAGGACCAAAUGUGCCUGAUGGUAGCUGAUAUGCUAGAGUAUGUACCUGUGAAUAAAGACCUUCGGCUCACUGCUGGAACUGGACACAAAUUACGACUUGCUUAUUCCCCUUCCAUGGGACUCUACCUAGGAAUAUACAUGCAUGCACCCAAACGAGGACAGUUCUGCAUUUUCCAGUUGGUGAGCACCGAGAGUAACCGCUAUAGUCUAGAUCACAUUUCCUCACUAUUCACUUCUCAGGAGACACUGAUUGACUUUGCCUUAACCUCCACGGAUAUCUGGGCCCUGUGGCAUGAUGCUGAGAACCAAACAGUUGUGAAAUACAUCAACUUUGAACAUAAUGUUGCAGGGCAGUGGAAUCCAGUUUUUAUGCAGCCUCUGCCAGAGGAAGAGAUUGUCAUCAGAGAUGAUCAAGACCCCAGAGAGAUAUAUUUACAGAAUCUUUUUACACCAGGACGAUUUACAAAUGCAGCUUUAUGUAAAGCUUUACAGAUUUUCCGCCGAGCAACUGAGAGGAAUUUGGAUCUUUCCUGGAGUGAACUAAAGAAAGAAGUUACUUUGGCUGUUGAAAGUGAGCUUCAAGGAAGUGUAACAGAAUAUGAAUUCUCCCAGGAGGAGUUUAGAAAUUUACAACAGGAAUUCUGGUGCAAGUUCUAUGCUUGUUGUCUUCAGUACCAAGAAGCUCUCUCUCAUCCUCUGGCCCUACAUUUGAAUCCACACACAAACAUGGUGUGCCUGCUGAAAAAAGGGUACCUGUCUUUCCUUGUGCCCUCCUCCUUAGUGGAUCAUUUAUAUCUCCUACCUGAUGAGAACCUUUUGACAGAAGAUGAGACAACCAUAUCUGAUGAUGUGGAUGUUGCUCGGGAUGUCAUUUGUCUUAUAAAAUGCCUCCGGCUGAUUGGAGAGUCAGUUACUAUGGAUAUGUCAGUUAUGAUGGAAAUGAGUUGCUACAACCUACAGUCUCCAGAAAAGGCUGCAGAACAGAUUCUGGAAGAUUUGAUCACUAUUGACGUAGAAAAUGUGAUGGAAGAUAUUUGUAGUAAACUGCAAGAGAUUAGAAACCCAAUCCAUGCCAUUGGACUUCUAAUACGGGAAAUGGAUUAUGAAACAGAAAUGGAAAUGGAAAAGGGAUUCAAUCCAGCUCAACCUUUGAAUGUUCGAAUGAAUCUUUCCCAGCUCUAUGGUAGUAGCACAGCAGGGAAUAUUGUGUGCAGAGGUGUGCACAAAAUUGCCAGCACUCGCUUCCUGAUCUGCCGAGACCUUUUGAUCUUACAGCAGCUAUUACUGAGGCUAGGAGAUGCAGUGAUUUUGGGAGCUGGUCAGCUCUUUCAAGCUCAGCAAGACCUACUACAUCGAACAGCUCCCCUACUCUUAUCUUAUUACCUCAUUAAGUGGGGAAGUCAGUGCUUGGCAACCGAUGUUCCACUUGACACCCUGGAGUCUAAUCUCCAACACUUAUCAGUACUGGAACUAACGGACUCUGGUACUUUAAUGGCAAAUAAGUUUGUAUCUAGCCCUCAGACAAUUGUGGAGUUAUUCUUCCAGGAAGUUGCAAGAAAACACAUUAUAUCUCAUCUCUUCUCUCAACCAAAGGCAUCUCUAAACCAAACUGGAUUAAAUUGGCCUGAAAUGAUCACUGCAGUUACCAAUUAUUUAUUGCAACUUUUAUGGCCUAGCAAUCCUGGUUGUCUCUUUCUAGAAUGUUUGAUGGGAAAUUGUCAGUAUGUACAAUUGCAGGAUUACAUUCAACUGCUACAUCCUUGGUGUCAAGUUAAUGUUGGUUCCUGUCGAUUUAUGCUGGGUCGAUGUUACCUGGUUACAGGAGAAGGACAGAAGGCUUUGGAAUGUUUCAGUCAGGCAGCAUCUGAAGUCGGCAAAGAGGAAUUCUUAGAUCGCUUAAUCCGCUCAGAGGAUGGAGAGAUUGUGUCUACCCCCAGGCUACAGUAUUAUGACAAGGUUUUACGUCUACUGGAUGUUGUCGGUUUGCCUGAACUCGUUAUCCAGUUGGCUACAUCAGCAAUCACUGAAGCAGGUGAUGACUGGAAAAGUCAGGCUACUUUAAGGACAUGCAUUUUCAAGCAUCAUUUGGAUUUGGGUCACAAUAGCCAAGCAUAUGAAGCCUUAACGCAAAUUCCUGAUUCCAGCAGGCAGUUAGAUUGUUUACGGCAGCUGGUGGUAGUUCUUUGCGAACGCUCACAGCUACAAGAUCUUGUAGAGUUUCCCUAUGUGAAUCUGCAUAAUGAGGUUGUGGGAAUAAUUGAAUCACGUGCUCGAGCUGUGGACCUUAUGACUCACAAUUACUAUGAACUUCUCUAUGCCUUUCACAUCUAUCGCCAUAAUUACCGCAAAGCUGGCACAGUGAUGUUUGAGUAUGGAAUGCGUCUUGGCAGAGAGGUUCGAACUCUCCGGGGACUUGAGAAACAAGGCAACUGUUACCUGGCUGCGAUUAACUGUUUACGACUUAUUCGUCCUGAAUAUGCAUGGAUUGUGCAGCCAGCAUCUGGUGCAGUGUACGAUCGUCCUGGAUCAUCCCCUAAGAGGAAUCAUGAUGGAGAAAUCACAGCUGCCCCAACAAAUCGGCAAAUUGAAAUCCUGGAACUGGAAGAUCUGGAGAAAGAGUGUUCCCUGGCUCGCAUUCGCCUCACUUUGGCUCAGCAUGAUUCAUCAGCAAUUGCAGUUGCAGGAAGCUCAUCGGCAGAGGAGAUGGUUACUCUUUUAGUUCAGGCUGGCCUCUUUGACACUGCCAUAUCAUUGUGUCAGACUUUUAAACUUCCCUUAACACCAGUCUUCGAGGGACUUGCCUUUAAGUGCAUCAAACUGCAGUUUGGAGGAGAGGCAGCACAAGCAGAAGCCUGGGCCUGGCUAGCAGCCAAUCAGCUCUCAUCUGUCAUUACUACUAAGGAGUCUAGUGCUACAGAUGAAGCAUGGCGACUAUUAUCAACUUACCUGGAAAGAUACAAAGUUCAGAAUAACUUGUAUCACCACUGCGUAAUCAACAAGCUCUUGUCUCAUGGAGUGCCUCUGCCUAAUUGGCUUAUAAACAAUUACAAGAAAGUUGAUGCUGCUGAGCUGCUUCGUCUGUAUUUGAACUAUGACCUUUUAGAAGAAGCUGUGGAUUUGGUGUCAGAAUAUGUGGAUGCUGUGUUGGGGAAAGGACAUCAGUACUUCGGAAUUGAGUUUCCUCUGUCUGCAACAGCCCCAAUGGUGUGGCUUCCAUACUCCUCCAUUGAUCAGCUUCUCCAAGCUCUGGGAGAGAACAGUGCUAACAGUCACAACAUUGCACUAUCCCAGAAAAUACUUGACAAAUUGGAGGACUACCAGCAAAAAGUUGAUAAGGCAACACGAGAUUUAUUAUAUCGUCGGAACUUGUGAUCCGGUUUGUUACCUAGCCUUUGUAACCACUUGGUGCCUCCUAGGGCUUAAGACUAUCCUACAGGAAUUCUGUAUACUCAAGGCCAUUUUUACAAUUGUAAAUGACAUAUAGAACAUUCAAGUCUGCAUUCUGCACAAGCUCGGAGGGCUGAAGAGUCCAAGGAUAGAGGACCCUGUGCUUGCUGGUGGUGCUAACACAAUUUCUGGGUUUCAACCUUGGGCUCAAAUAGCUGCUUUUGUAUAUGAUUCACAAGCUUUUUUAGAGUUUAUAUUUUUUUAAACUACUGAAGACAUUCUUUAUCUGCAAAUUAAAACCCACUUCCAUUUUCCAAAAUAACCAGUGGUUAUUGGUUUGUUGUAGCUGACCACAAAAAAGCAGUCACCCACAGAUCUUUUAAUUCUACUCUAUCACUUUUUGUAUUUCAGUGGAAUUAUUUGGUCCAGAACUGACAUGUAUUUUCUGUAUUGCGAAUAGAGGCUAAAAUUUUGUGUACUCUUUUCAUUAUUUAUUGUAGAGUUUUUGUAUGAUCUUCGAUAAAAUAUCAAAUAAUUUGCCUAGAUUGAGCCUAAAAUGAUGACCAGCUAUUUAAAGAAGAUAUCUUAUUUUGCAUCUGAUUUUGAAGCUAAAGUUGAGUAAGCUCUUAGCUAAGAAAAAAUUGAAUUAUCUUUAAAAGCAACAGAUUUUUAAAGUAAAUUCUGAUGACUUCUGUGAUUUAUCGUAAUCAAGCCGGACUUGAUCACACAAGUAGUCUAAUAAUGUAUUGGACCAAAAUAUAAACCUCACUGGUCAGAUUCAGAAGCAUCCAUGCCACAAAUUUUUGGGAAAGUGAAAAAUAAUAAAGUCUUUGUAGAUUUUA